UUAUUUGGGAGGCGGGGGUGAAAGGUCACCGGAAGUUGUCUGUCUCCUCCCAGUUUUGUCAGGUGGGCUCAAGUUGCCACGCAGGAAGAUAAUGGCGACUCCGGGUGAAAAUUAGCAACGGAACUAAAAUUCAACACAUUGUUGGGAUUUUGACAUAAGUCAUCAGGAUGGAGAAUAAAGUUCAGAUAGUACAGCCUAUCCGUGGACCUGGAGAUGGAAUGGAAACAGAAGAAUCAGCCAAACCAAUCGAGAAUGCCGCAGGAGUAAAUAAAAAAUGUCAUCACACUCCACGAGCUAAUGCAGUUUCCAAUUCUUCCCAAAUUGUCACCAAGCCUGGUGUUCUUCAGCUUGGGAAGGUUCAGCCUGACCAAGCUGUUGAGGUAGAAGCCAUAAAAAUCCUGGUACCCAAAGCAGCUCUAAUUCAUGAAAUUCCUACAAAGAAUACAAAGUUAAAUGACUCCGCAGGUUCUCAUAAAGGGGAGUUGUCAAAUCAUCCAGAAAACGCUGCUGAACUCAAGAGAGAACUGACAGAACUAAAAGUCUCCAUUGAAAAAUCGCAAAGCUCAGAAAGAAAACUCCUACAAGAUAAAGAGGGGCUGGCUAACCAAAUCCGGAUACAGACUGAGAUAAAUCGUGAACUAAAAAAAUUACUUGUAGCUUCUGUUGGCAAUGACCUUCAGUAUCACUUUGAGCGCUUGGCUCGUGAAAAAAAUCAAUUAAUCCUGGAAAACGAGACUUUGAAUCAAAACCUAGCUCAGCUCUCUGAGCAGCUGGAGCGGAUGACGAUACAAUGCGAUGUGUGGCGCAGCAAGUUUCUUGCAAGCAGAGUGAUGACAGAGGAAUUAGCACACAUUAGAACAUCGCUGCAGCGUCAUGUCCGAGAAACCCAGAGUGCAAUACAAGAUCUUCUCAGUGAGCGUGAGCAAUUUCGUCAAGAUAUGGUUGAAUCCCAUGAAUUCCUCAAGGAGCUCUUAGUAUCUCUGCAAUGGGGCCGACAACAAACUUAUUAUCCUAAUGCACAACCGCAUACCACUGUAGAACUUGCUUCUGUCAAUCUUAAGUUAGCAGAGGCUAUUAAUUCUCAACUUCUUGGAAGACUGAGCACAAGUAAUAUACAAAAGACCAACCAACAGGUUGAAUUCUGCAACACACCUGCUGAAAAGAUGGCUGAAAAGGUUUUAAACAUGUUGGAUCCUACACUGUGCAGCAAAGGAAUGACUGAUGUACCAUUUUGUGAUACUUCACCAUCAUCGCUUCUCUCUAAUAAAAAGAGCAUAGGACGUUUCCACCCAUAUACUAGAUAUGAAAAUAUCACAUUUAAUUGUUGCAACCAAUGCACAGGAGAGUUAAUAGUGUUAUGACCUAUUUCUAAUGAAAAAGUUACAGUGACAUGAACAGGUUGUGCACUGUUACUGCUGUUAUUGUUGACUUUAAAACUGGCAAUACUUUGAUGCAAUCAUUAUGUUUUAAAGGAUUUUCUUAUUUGCACAUAUGCACAUUUUUCUUAAAAAUAUAAGCAAUACGAUAUAUCGGUCUAAGAAGCACAGUGAUGUAUUCAUCACUAUUCUCUCUCAUAAACUGCCUGAAUCUUUACCUCAGGUUUCGCCCAGUUAUGACAAUGAUUAUGUAUUUAUACUGCCACUUGUUUUUUUUUGUGUUUUAAUGUGUAUUUAUAUGUAUGAGUGGAAAAGCGGAAUUUUCUAUCUUCUUAAAUGUGGUGCAGAGUUGAAAAUGACUAUAUCUGAUCAAGUGUUAACAAAAUAUCCAGUUAGAUCAGUGUGGUCUAUAUUGUGUCACCUAUGAAGUAUUGUACAAGUCAGAGUAUUCAAUUUAUAAAGAAAUAUGCCGUUUUGCUUUUGAUACAACUGUAAAA
Messenger RNA from Stegostoma tigrinum, 1873 nucleotides. It is a transcript of the gene blzf1, whose product is annotated as basic leucine zipper nuclear factor 1. The transcript has 7 exons. The coding region runs from base 168 to 1361 and encodes 397 amino acids. Gene Ontology annotation, cellular component: Golgi membrane. NCBI's taxonomy places the organism in Eukaryota, Metazoa, Chordata, Chondrichthyes, Orectolobiformes, Stegostomatidae. The record is from RefSeq and is a predicted model, not a curated record. Gene Ontology annotation, biological process: Golgi to plasma membrane protein transport; Golgi organization.